AAUAGAGAGGCAAUUGAAGGGAGGAUGAGAGGAGAAGGGUGGGGUUGGGGGGUGUGGGGAGGUGAGGGCCGAAAGCUGAGCGCGUAGCUUUUAACAACAGCAGCAGGGCAGGAGGCAGCGGCAACAGCAGGAGCAGCAGCAGCAGGGCCAGCGGGGCAGUGAGACAGAAGCCUGCGAGAAAAGAAACAAAGAUAGAGAGAGAGGAGGGGGGAGGAGAGUGAUCGAGAAGAUCUCGAUCAGAAGGAAUUUCAGAGUCCCCACAGCCAGCCCCCAUCAUCCCCCCUCCACUUCCCAUAAUUAACCCUCACACGCCAAAAGGAUAGGGAAGCCAAAAAAAAAAAAAAAGGGUCAAGAAAGAGAAAAGAAAACAACAUACCCCAUAACAACAAAAACAAAAAUUCUAGCCCCACUCCUUUGUUAGCUUUAGAUUAACACAAGCAUAUAGAUAUAUAAUUAGUGAUACAUAGAUAGAAAAUUAUAGAGAGAGAGAGAGAGAGAGUGAGAUAGGAGUAGGGAGACAGAGAAAGGGGGAGGGGAAGAGAGAGAGAGAGUGUGUGUGUGAGGGAGAGGGGUGGGUAUAUAAGAGGAGACAUAAAUUUACCUCCAAUACCAGCCGGGGUGGCUUCUGGAAGGCGGUUCCCAUCGGAUACCGGCGCGUUCGCGGACUGGGUGGCGUCCUCCGCCACCGGUCGAGGCGAUGAUCUCUGCCUCGGUUUCAAUGCCGGCGGAGGCGGAAGCGGAGGAGGAACCGGAACCGGAAGCGGCGGCGGCGUCGGUGGAGGCGGAUGGGGGUCCAGCUCCUCCGCCUCCGCCCGUCAGGGCCUCAAUUAUGGCAUCGCCGACAUGGGGAUGGUCGGUCUCCGCGAUGUCCUCGUCGUCGCCCCAGCUGGAUCGUUUCAUUCGCAGUACCACGAGCCCUUGCCCUCCUCCGCGGAGCACCCCAUCAUCCCCCUCCUCACCGCCGCCCCCUGCCUCGUAGACGAGGCCCACGACGGCGGCCGUCCGAAGCCCGCCGGUGGGAUCCACCUCUGGCAAACCCAGCCGCCUCCGCCGCCCCAGAACCCCAACUCUAACCCUAACCCUAGCCUCUCCUACCACAAGAAGCCCAUCCCCAUGCUGGACGCCGCCAGCAUUCUCGGCGGCGCCGGUGGCAUCGGGGCCGCGGGAGGCGGCGGGCCAUCCACGUGCCAGGACUGUGGCAACCAGGCCAAGAAGGACUGCAGCCACAGGCGGUGCCGGACCUGCUGCAAGUCCCGCGGCUUCGACUGCUCCACCCACGUCAAGAGCACCUGGGUACCCGCCGCCCGCCGCCGAGAGCGCCAGUUCGCCACCUCUGUCGCCGGGGCGGCCGCCGGCUCCUCCGCCUCCACCUCCGCCCCCAAGAAACCUCGCCUCAUCACCUCCCAGACCACGACUACCGCCUCCCACACCUCCACCUCCAACACCACCCCUCCUCGUAGCUUCGACACCAGCUCCAGCCACCAAGAUGCUACCUUCCGCGAGAGCUUGCCCGGGCACGUUCGAGCGCCGGCCGUGUUCAAGUGCGUCCGCGUGACGUCCAUGGACGACGGCAAGGACGAGUACGCGUACCAGGCCAUGGUCAAGAUCGGUGGACACGUCUUCAAGGGCUUCCUCUACGACCAAGGCGUCGACGACGGGCGGGGAGAGGCCAGCACCAGCGAUAACGCCAUUCCAAACAUCUCGGAGCUCCAUCUUGGGGGUGCUGGCACUGCGGGUGGUGGUAGAAACGGCUCCUCCUCCGCUCCCAUGAUCCCGUCGGACGACUACGGCGGCGGCGGCGGUGGAUUGUUUGGAGGUACUGCGAACUAUGGGAACCCAAUAAAUUGAGCUCUACUUUCCGCGCCUAAGGUUUUAUUUUUCUUCGUCUUAUUCUCGACUCAACUGUAUGAAAUCGUGAAGCCAUGCAUGGGGGUCAGCGAGAAGUCGUUUCAGCUGCUGCUGCUGCUAUUGUUGUAAACAUAUGCAUAUCUACUUGACUUCUUAGCUUAUUUUUAUAUGAUUAUUAUUUUUACUAUUGUUAUUAUUAUUGUUUCUAAUAAUUACUUCUUCUCAAGUUGAUGAUGAUAGCUGGAUCCUCUCCCACUCUAAUCUCUAGCGGAGCCUCGGAGAGGAGAGGGAGAGAGGAUCACGGACAGAUUACACUGUUUAUGAGGUGAUUGCUACUUUAUUAAAGCGGUUUCUUCUUUUUUAGUCU
Elaeis guineensis (African oil palm) is the source of this 2215-nucleotide messenger RNA. Its product is annotated as protein LATERAL ROOT PRIMORDIUM 1. Gene Ontology annotation, molecular function: DNA binding; DNA-binding transcription factor activity. Gene Ontology annotation, biological process: positive regulation of DNA-templated transcription. NCBI's taxonomy places the organism in Eukaryota, Viridiplantae, Streptophyta, Magnoliopsida, Arecales, Arecaceae. The record is from RefSeq and is a predicted model, not a curated record. Gene Ontology annotation, cellular component: nucleus.